UGUUUGCUUUAAAGAUCGGGACUCUUAUUUUGAAAUCCCACUCCCGCAGCCAAUCAGCUUUCAGCUUUAUAUAACGCAAACCGGAAGCGAUGUUAUGAAAACAAACAGACUCCACGCCCUGACAGCAAGGACCAAACAGACAGUUUUGAGCACUUUGACAGCAGCCAUGCUGAAAGCUGUGGGACAAGCUCUGUUCUCGACUGGACUACAGAACCCGAAAUUCACUGCAGAGGAGAAACAGGAACAAGACUAUGAGAUUCGCACCUAUCAUGCCACUAACUGGGUGAGCACGACUCUGAGUGGGAUGCAGUGGGAUGCAGCCAUGAACGCUGGGUUCCGCAGGCUCUUCAACUACAUUCAAGGCAACAAUAACAACAAGGUGAAAGUGGAGAUGACGGCCCCCGUGUCGUGCCGCGUGGACCCUGGAGCCGGCCCUGCAUGUGAGUCUCAAUUCACUGUAUCCUUCUACAUCCCAGAGGAGCAUCAGGACAAUCCACCGGAGCCGAGCGACCCAGAGGUGUUUGUGGAGCACAGGAAGGAGUUCACAGCUUAUGUCAGGACAUACGGUGGUUUCUCCAAUGAGAAAAUGAAGCGUGAAGAGCUCCUGAAACUUCUGGAAAGCCUGCAGAGAGACGGAGUCCAAUACGUCGACAAGCCGUUCUACGCGGCUGGCUAUGACAGUCCGUUCAAACUGACCAACCGCAGGAAUGAGGUCUGGGUCCUCAAGCAGGAGCCGGUGUAGGAAGUUUAAAGGUCACGCAGCACUCAGCCCACGAUAACUUUAAAUAUUCACUAAGAAAAAAAGUUUAUAUGAUCUCUUGAUAACACUCAGUUAGACAUUACUUAUCAACGUCCAAAGGGAAAUAAACAUUGUAAUUAUAGAAGUGUGAUGGAUGAAAUGGGAAGUUUAAAAGGUCACACUAACAACCAACAUUUGUCUUUUUUUAUUUAUUUCCUUUGACUGAAAAUUACUGAAUUAUAGACUCACUGACAGUCCUGAUAAUGAUUACAAGAGCUGUAAGAGGUCACCAUUAACAAACUGGAUACAGUGGGCCAAUAUUACCAGCAGGUGGAGCCAAGUAGUCAGGAAACAUUUUCUCUCUUUCGAUUCAUCUUGUUACAGAAACCUCAAGUGCCUCCUCACUUUAUUAUGAAUAAUAAUAAUAAUAAUAAUAAUAGUAAUAAUAAUUGAAAAUACACUAAUCUUCAGCUCUUGCAUUGCAUGCAUUAAUCAUUUCUACUUAUUCAGUGAUACUUAAAGGUAAAGAAAAUACCUUACAUUUCAAUAAUUUGAUAAUUCUGUAUUUGUUUUCACAUAAACCUUCAUAUAAAAAAAGACUGUGUGCAGGAUGAAGAAAUAAAGUCCAUGUUCACAUGUUUUCAAGUCUUAAAGCAGUACUUAUCGAUGAUUUUACAGUAAUUAAAAGCAUUAGUUGUCGCUACAAUUGUUACUCCUAAAGAUGUGGGACAAAAUCCACAGUCCUCAUUCUGUGUAAAGAUGCUCUCUAAAGUUGAGCCAAAGCCAAUAUGAGGCUGUGAUACAGUUAGUCUAGUUUAGCAAUUAUCAGCUUGUUGUUGAGUACAAAAUUCCUUCUUUGUGUUAUGGCGGCUCACCAAGGACAGACUGUUAAUGGAAACACAACACAAGACUUUUGUGUAAGAAAAUAAUGUAAUUUUUAUAAAGAAAUCCACUUAAUAAGCCUCAGAUUAUUUAAGAGAACUGUGGAUUACAUGGGGAAUCGCCGUAGGUAGGGUCUUCUUUGCAGGACAAAUAACACUUUCAGUGUAGAAGUUGAUAUGCUAUUAUUGUUUUUAAGAUGAACUUGGAAAAACUGUGAACUGAUCCUUUAACUCUGUUGUUCCCAUGCAGGUUUUUUUCCUCUUGUUAGUCAGUGGUCGUGUUGUGAAGGUGACUCCUUCCUGACAAAAUGUUGGUAAAUCUCAGUUUAUCUGAUCUCAAACCUGAUUUACCAUCACUCACUGCUAUCACACUCGUAAUGAUGAAAGACUGACUCACUGUAAAUCUGGACCAGUCAUACCUGCAUCACUCAAAAUCAACAAAAAACACCCCUCUGAUGAAUUAAUAAGUGUGUGGUUUUCCUGCUUGUGUACUUUAAACUCAGAUUUACUAACAUUUCUGGUGCUUGCUGUGUGUUGGAUAUUAGCAAAGAGUGACACUUACAAGCUAACUGAGUUUACCACUUUUUAUACAUUAAAUCAUGUUGAUCCUCAUAUGUAGAGUUCAUGAUGUACUAGAAAUUGUGUUUUUUAUCCAGAAGGGGUUUUACAUGGUACUUGAUAAGAUGAUGACACUGCACUGAUAAAUGAUUAAUGGGAGAUUUUUCAUACCCUUUUUUUUUUUUUUUUUAAAUGAUGUUUAAGAAUGUAAAAUUAUCUCAUCAAUAAUAAAUAUAACUCAGCAUAAAA
Messenger RNA from Dicentrarchus labrax (European seabass), 2427 nucleotides. RefSeq names its product heme binding protein 2 (gene hebp2). Gene Ontology annotation, cellular component: cytoplasm. NCBI's taxonomy places the organism in Eukaryota, Metazoa, Chordata, Actinopteri, Moronidae. The transcript is spliced from 5 exons. The record is from RefSeq and is a predicted model, not a curated record. The coding region runs from base 95 to 742 and encodes 215 amino acids.